Molecule: messenger RNA, 1354 nt
Organism: Populus euphratica (Euphrates poplar)
Lineage: Eukaryota; Viridiplantae; Streptophyta; Magnoliopsida; Malpighiales; Salicaceae
Exons: 3
Coding region: 281-1051 (256 amino acids)
Source: RefSeq, a predicted model, not a curated record
UAAAUAUGAUAAUAAGCCAAAAUAUAUUGCUGCUAAAUGGCUGCAGUUUCUCAGGUUGCAGACAUGUUAACCACGUCAUGUUAAGUAGCAAUCGCCUGCAUUAAACAACAGAGGCAGAUCAAGAGUGAAGACAUUCUCUUGCAGCUGCUUGGCAAUUUCCCAUGGACCUCCCUCUCUCUCUCUGUGACAAAAGGGCCUAGAUAGUAGAUACUGCGCACCGCUCUUUGCAUCCCUAACACUCACCUUCUCUUGGAAGAAAAGCAAAGGGAGGUCUAGAAGCAUGUUCUCGGUGUUUUCGAGCCUGGAAACUGUGUCAGGUACUGAACAAUGGUCUUCUGAUCAACUUGGUGCUGAGAAUUUGUAUGCCUUGCAAAAACUUGGAGGAAUUCUGCAUUGCAAUAAGAUGCAGAUCGCAGCACUCGAGUUACAGAGUUCUUCCUCGCCAAAAAACCUUCCAUUUUCCAAGCUUCUGAAGAGCCCUGCAAGUAUUUGUAAGCAUAAAGCUGGUGAUGGACUGAGGCUUUUGGAUGAGAUUGGAAAAGAUUUCAGAGGUACAGAUGCAAUGGAAGAACAGAGAAGAGAAAUGCUUAGAUUGAUGAAUGGAAAGAACCUGCUAACAGAAUCAAGGGCCGCGAGUUCAAACGAGCUAGUGGAAAUAUCGCCAAAGAAUUCUUCAAGAGAUCAAGCUUGCAGUGAUUCUUCUGAAGGCAAACAACUGAAACAAGUUUCAGAGGCCGGCAAGAUCAAGCAGCUAAGUAAACGAUUGAAGACUCUUGAAGAAGAAACUGAACCCAUGAAGCAAGAGUUUUUCCAGCACAUGGAAGAAAGAAAAAAACUGGUGGCUGAAAUAUACCAGCAGUUUCAGACAAUACACCAUUGUCUCCAAUUUGAAUAUCAAGAACUUGAAGAGGGAUCGCCUGAUGAUCUAUCUUCGAUUGUCGAAUUUCUCAAGAAAGCAGGAUUGGGACUGGCAGGGCAGAAUUCCUAUACUGAUAGUCAUCAAGAUCAUGCAUUGUCUGAAGAGGACAUGGAAAGAGUCGAAAGACUAUAAGGUGGCUGCAAGAAGCUGCUGAUGCAGAAUCAGAACCCAUUGUUUUCAAAAAAUUGAAUGAGAGGGCUGUGUAACUAACCACAUAUAACCCUUGCCUGCUUGAUAAUUCUUGAUGCAAGGAUUUGUAAUUGUUGCAUAAUAUAUAUAUGUUUUCGUCGGUGUUCUUCAAGAUACGACUUCCACUAAGUAUCUUACCUUUAGUGAUGUGGAAAGGGUACUGGGAGAGCAUAGCAUGAUGUGCACUUGAUCCUUUUCUUUCUCCUAUCAAAACUAUGUCGUUUUUGGAGUGUGAUUGUUCUCUCA